AUGCGAUUCCUGUGUCUACACGGGAGUGGCGGAAACUCGCGGGCGUUUGAACAACAGACAGCCACACUACGCUAUGAACUAGGAGAGAGACACACCUUUGAGUUUGUCGAGGGUACCAUUCCAUGGGAUGCUUCCUCAGAGUCUACCAGGGAAGCAGGAGAGACAACCUUUUCUUACUGCGACCCACAUCAGCCUCAAUCGUGCCUGCAGGCCCUGCACGAUCUCGAAAACUACCUCCGUAUCAAGGGUCCUUAUGAUGGAGUGAUAGCAUUCAGUCUGGGCACCAGCAUAGUCAUGACCCUACUCGUUGAUCAUGCACGUAAAGAAAAGAUCGGGCCACCUCCAUUCAAAGUAGCUGUCCUAUUUUCCAACGUUGGACAGCCCUGUAACAUGGACUCGCUCCGCCUUGGUCGCAUCGAGCCCUUGCAAGUCCAGCCUACAAUCACCAUUCCGACGGCACACAUAUGGGGUGCAGCGGACUCCUGGAGUGACCAGGCUUCUUUGGCUCCUCAAUACUGCAGAAAGGAGAAUCAAUCGAUCUUCGUGCAUGAUGGAGGCCACGAGAUUCCAACAGCGGCAAGGGAUGUUGUGAAGAUGGCAAACGUAAUCCAACGUGCAAUUGGCCGGGUGUGA
Aspergillus piperis CBS 112811 is the source of this 633-nucleotide messenger RNA. RefSeq lists its product as uncharacterized. Gene Ontology annotation, cellular component: cytoplasm; nucleus. The record is from RefSeq and is a predicted model, not a curated record. The coding region runs from base 1 to 633 and encodes 210 amino acids. The transcript has 5 exons. Lineage: Eukaryota; Fungi; Ascomycota; Eurotiomycetes; Eurotiales; Aspergillaceae.